AUGGCUAGCUGCAAACAGGCAAAAAACUUGUUUGAUGCGAAACAAGUCAAUUCAGGAGAUAGGAUUGUUAAGUUUGUGUACUUAGCUUUCUUUGCUGGUUUGACUAUUUCACCAGAUAGUAAAACUAUCAAAACGAGCUGAACUGCACAAAUUGCACAAUCUAUCUUAAUUGGUUGAACUAGUUCACAUGGUCAAACUAGCUUAUAUUGUUCAAGGGGACAAAAGGCAUGACUAUACACUUCGUCUACUUGAACAGUUUAAGCUUGAUUGACCAUUGACCUAGUCAAGCCUGUUGACAUGGGUUGUGUAAAACCGGUAAACUUCCAAAAAUUGCAAGUUAGCUAUCUUUGCUGGUUUGACCAUCUCAGAUGGUAAAACUAUCAAAAAGAGAUAACCUUCACAAAUUGCACAAUCUAUCUUUACUGGUUGAACUAGUUCAAAUGCUCAAGCUAGCUUAUAUUGUUCAAUGGGAAAAAAUGCAUAACUAUGCACUUUGUCUACUUGAAGAAUUUAAGCUUGAUUGACCAUUUGAACCAGUCUAACCUGUUGUGUAAAUUGUACAGCUAUACUGUUAAAACAAACCAGCUUAAUUGUUUCAACUACUGAAAUAGGCAAAGUAGCGAAAACGGUUAAACUGCACAAAUUGCACUCUUUAUCUCGACUAGUUGAAGUAGUUGAAAUGCUCGAAUUAGCUUAAAGGUUUCAACUGCAGAAUAUGAACACUUAGCUUGAGGUUGAAUUGCAGAAACGGCACAAUCUAUCAUACAUAGAUGGACUGGUUAAAUAGUCCAACUAGGGAAGACUUUAGAAAAAAAACAACAACGAGUUAGAACUGUAAAAGUUAGAAAUGCAAGGAAGGCUGAAGAGAGAAGAAAAGGAAAGGCAAGAGAGGAUGGAGGAAAAGGACACAAGAAAGGAUGGAAGAAAAGGAAAGACAAGAAAGGAUGA
Pocillopora meandrina is the source of this 948-nucleotide messenger RNA. The record is from the annotation of a GenBank genome assembly. NCBI's taxonomy places the organism in Eukaryota, Metazoa, Cnidaria, Anthozoa, Scleractinia, Pocilloporidae.